CAUUUGACCUUGAAAUUUCUCUACAAAUGGUUGCAUUUUGUGACCUCUCCUCUCUGAAUUGUGCUGGAAUUGGACUAUUCCAUUUGAGUCCCCUAGCGGAGGAAAAUGGGCCUACAGCGAGAAAUUGAAAAUAAGGAUGAGCGCCAUGUCUGAUCCUCCGCUUGUGGAAUAGAGCUGACGGCAGAGCGAAUAUUUCCCGGGCCGGGGGUUCCCGUCCGCGGGUUCGGUGUGAAUCAUGGCCGACAGCGCUGGGAUUCAGCAAGGUUCGCCGGCCAUCGGGGCGGCGGGCUUGGUUCCGGCCGCUCCCGGAGCCGGGGGGACGGAGGGCUCCGGCGCCGCUGGAGGAUCCGCACGUAUCGCCGUGAAGAAGGCGCAACUCCGCUCCUCGCCGCGGCCAAAGAAACUGGAAAAACUCGGAGUGUAUUCGUCCUGCAAAGCUGAAGGAGCCUGCAAGUGCAAUGGCUGGAAAAGUCAGAACCCACCUCCUACACCUCCACGGACUGACCAGCAGUCCAACACCGUCAACCUGCAGGAGCCCUGCCGCAGCUGCUCCCACACCCUGGGUGAUCAUGUGACCCAUCUAGAAAACGUUUCCGAGGAGGAGAUGAACAGGCUUCUUGGUAUUGUCCUGGAUGUGGAGUAUCUCUACACUUGUGUACAUAAAGAAGAGGACGCCGACACCAAACAGGUCUACUUCUCCCUCUUCAAACUGUUGAGGAAAUCCAUCCUGCAGAUGGGCAAGCCGACGCUGGAGGCGCAGGAGAGUCCUCCGUUUGAAAAGCCCAGCAUCGAGCAGGGGGUGAACAACUUUGUACAGUACAAAUUCAGCCACCUGCCAUCGAAGGAGCGUCAGACCAUAAUGGAGCUGGCCAAGAUGUUCCUCAACCAGAUCAACUACUGGCAGCUGGAGACGCCCUCCCAGAGGCGCCAGAGGGUUCCCAACGACGACGCAGCUGGAUACAAGGCCAACUACACCAGAUGGCUCUGCUACUGCAAUGUGCCUCAGUUCUGCGACAGCCUGCCCCGGUACGAGACCACCCAGAUAUUCGGCCGGACGUUGCUGCGCUCGGUGUUCACCGUGAUGAGGAAGCAGCUGCUGGAGCAGGCCAGGCAGGAGAAGGACAAGCUGCCGCCUGAGAAGCGCACGCUCAUCCUCACACACUUUCCCAAGUUCUUGUCUAUGCUGGAGGAGGAAGUAUACAGCCAUAGUUCCCCAAUCUGGAGUCAAGACUUCUUGGCAGGAGUGUCAGGAGGGCAGAUUCCUAUCCACACAGUUAUCAGUGCACCCCCUGUGGCCAGGCCGCUGUACUACAGCACCAGCCCCGUGUCUGUCGACCCAUCCACCUGUGGGAGUGUCAGCCCCGCCCGGAAAACAGCUUCUGUCCUUGAGCCGAACCCAGUCGGAGAAAAGCGCAAACCGUCGGAGCCUCUCCCCCAUGAGGAAAACAAGAGACCCAAGGUGGUGGGUGACAUCCCCAUGGACCUCAUCAAUGAAGUCAUGUCGACCAUCGCGGAUCCCGCUGCCAUUCCAGAGACCAGCCUGCUGUCAGCUCACUCCGCACGUGACGAGGCCGCCCGUCUCGAGGAGCGCAGGGGGGUGAUCGAAUUCCACGUCAUCGGUAACUCCUUGAACCAGAAGCCCAACAAGAGGAUCCUGAUGUGGCUCGUCGGCCUCCAGAACGUGUUCUCUCACCAGCUGCCCCGCAUGCCCAAGGAGUACAUCACGCGGCUGGUCUUUGACCCGAAGCACAAGACGCUGUCGCUGAUCAAAGACGGCCGUGUGAUCGGAGGGAUCUGCUUUCGGAUGUUUCCCUCGCAGGGCUUCACGGAGAUUGUGUUUUGUGCCGUCACUUCCAACGAACAGGUCAAGGGUUAUGGGACCCAUUUAAUGAACCACCUGAAGGAAUACCACAUAAAGCACGAAAUCCUCAACUUCCUCACCUAUGCUGACGAGUACGCCAUUGGCUACUUCAAGAAACAGGGUUUUUCAAAGGACAUCAAGGUACCCAAGGCCAAAUACGUGGGCUACAUCAAGGACUACGAGGGAGCCACACUAAUGGGCUGCGAGCUCAACCCCAGCAUUCCCUACACCGAGUUCUCUGUCAUUAUCAAGAAGCAGAAGGAGAUCAUCAAGAAGCUGAUCGAGAGGAAGCAAGCUCAGAUCAGAAAAGUGUACCCAGGGCUUUCCUGUUUUAAGGAAGGAGUUCGGCAGAUUCCCAUUGAGAGCAUUCCUGGCAUACGUGAAACUGGCUGGAAGCCUGUGGGCAAAGGGAAGGAACUGAAGGAUCCGGAUCAACUGUACAGCACUCUGAAGACCAUCCUCCAACACGUGAAGAGUCACCAGAACGCCUGGCCGUUCAUGGAGCCAGUGAAGAAAACCGAGGCGCCUGGGUACUACCAAGUGAUCCGCUUCCCCAUGGACCUUAAGACGAUGAGCGAGCGCCUGAAGAGCAGGUACUACACGACGCGCAAGCUGUUCAUGGCCGACAUGCAGCGCAUCUUCACCAACUGCCGCGAGUACAACCCUCCGGAGAGCGAGUACUACAAGUGCGCCAACUUACUGGAGAAGUUCUUCUACACCAAGAUCAAAGAGGCGGGCCUCAUCGAGAAGUAGCCGAGAGGAAGAGUUUUUGUUUUGUUUUGUGUUUUUUUCUCCCCUCACCUUAGCGAAGGAUGUCGUCAGACUAGGCGUUGGUGAAGGUGUUACGCUAAAGACAGCUACACUGAGAAAUAGGGACUACUGAUUCUGGAGCGGAUAGGUUUCAGAAAACACAUAUCUUAAUUGUAAGAGGUGAGAAUCCGCGCUCGUUUAAUGCUGGAUGCACACACUGGCCCAGAUCCUGAAUCAGUAGCUCCGACUGAUAUUUACACUGAAAGACGGGCCACUGGGGGGGGGACGGCCAAGCUGAAGGCCUGCAGAGACACUGCCGCUGACGUUACGCGGAGGAAACGUUGUGUCAUCGUAUUUCAGCACAUAUCCCAGAGUCCCACGGAAGAACAGGACAGCGGGGGGGUGUCAGAGUUGGACACAUAUUAGACAGGGCAGGACGCCUCCGUUGUCACUCCCGUGUUCGACGCUGAAAGGCGACACAGGACGACAGCUGAUUGGAGAUUUCACCACGCACACCUUAUUGCUUUGUCUCUCUCCAUCUCUUCUCCUCUUUCUCAUCCCACUUUUUACCCAACCCCUUCCCCCGCCCUUCUCUCCAGCCGCCUGCCUCAUCCUCUCAGUAGUCUCAGGUGGAGCUGUCAUCUUACAGUUGAGUCAUUCGACAAGUGUUAGGAGCGCGACCGAGAGUUCAGCUCUGUUCCUGCGAGCGGCAUCAGUGAGGUCGUCGUUCGUCCGUGAUGAGUUCUGAUCCUGCCAAAAGAGGAAUACGUACUUUAAAUUUGUACAGAUUUGAAUUAUUUUAAAGCACUUAUACCCACUGUAUAUUUUAAAUAUGUAUAUAACAUAUAUUUUCAUUUUCAGAACUAAAAAAAAAAAAGUAAUCCUCUUUUCCCAAUAAGCCACGUAGGGCAGUUUGACUAUCAAAAUGCACUUUUAUUUUUCCAAGUAUUAGUUAACAUGAAUAAGAGCGUCUUCUUUUGUUUGACAUAUAAAUUACCGCUGUUGACUAAGGACUAAUUCAGUUAUCUAGAGUUUAUUCUUAUUUAUGUGCUGUAAUUUAAAUGAAUUAUGCUAAAGACAAGGUCUUAAUUUAUUCGUUUUUUUUUUCUUAUUUUUGUCCUUCAGAUGGAGAUUGAUAACUUUAUACUUUGGAGAUAAAUGAAAAAGAUUGUGCAAUACUAUGUAGUUUUGCUGUUUUGUAAAAAGGUGUUUGUACUUUUCAAACUUUAGGAAACAAAUUACAUUUUGUAAAAUGUCUGGAAAAAUGAUUUCAUGCUCUUUGUACAAUUGGUUUUAACGACAUAGUAUUAGCCUAUUUUAUAGACUGAAUAAAAGAGAAGCGAGGCUAA
Messenger RNA from Acanthopagrus latus (yellowfin seabream), 3960 nucleotides. RefSeq names its product K(lysine) acetyltransferase 2B (gene kat2b). Gene Ontology annotation, cellular component: nucleus; histone acetyltransferase complex. Lineage: Eukaryota; Metazoa; Chordata; Actinopteri; Spariformes; Sparidae. Bases 236 to 2614 code for a protein of 792 amino acids. The transcript is spliced from 18 exons. Gene Ontology annotation, molecular function: protein binding; histone H3 acetyltransferase activity. Gene Ontology annotation, biological process: positive regulation of transcription by RNA polymerase II; chromatin remodeling. The record is from RefSeq and is a predicted model, not a curated record.